UGGUCUGCGCCGCGGGUCAGCUGACUGCGAGUGCAGUCAUGUGGCGUUUACAGACACAGCAGAUCGCACGGAGAGCAGAGAGCUCGAGAGAACAACAACCCGGACCCGGUGUUUAAAAGGCAGAGGAGCAGCUCGGUGGUCGUCUGUGUCUCCGUGUGUCUGUCCCCCUCACUCGUCCCGCCAUGGCCUGGACCAAAUACCAGCUGUUCCUCGCGGGGCUGAUGCUCACAACUGGAUCUAUCAACACGUUAUCUGCCAAAUGGGCUGAUCUGUUCACAGCGAAAGGUUGCCACAAUGACCCCGAGCAUGGAUUCUCUCACCCGUUUGUACAGGCGGUGGGUAUGUUCCUGGGUGAGUUCAGCUGUCUGGCCGUCUUCUACAUCGUACUUUGCCAUGACAGACGUAGACCAGAGCCCAAGAUAAACCAGGGGCAGAGCUUCAACCCUCUCCUCUUCUUCCCCCCUGCCAUGUGCGAUAUGACGGCCACCUCCAUCAUGUAUGUUGCACUCAACAUGACGAGCGCCUCCAGCUUCCAGAUGCUGCGCGGAGCCGUCAUCAUAUUCACCGGUCUGCUCUCUGUGGCUUUCCUGGGGCGACGCCUGGCGCCCAGUCAGUGGCUGGGCAUCGCCAUCACCAUCCUGGGCCUGGUGAUCGUGGGCCUCGCGGACUUCUUCAGCGGCCACAGCGACGACGAGCACAAACUCAGUGAGGUCAUCACAGGAGACCUUCUGAUCAUCAUGGCUCAGAUCAUUGUCUCAGUGCAGAUGGUCCUGGAAGAGAAGUUCGUCUACAAACACGACGUCCAUCCUCUUCGUGCUGUUGGUAUUGAAGGUUUCUUUGGUUUCUUCGUCCUGUCGCUGCUGCUCAUCCCGAUGUAUUUCAUCCACGUGGGCGACUUCAGUAACAACCCUCGGGAGGUGCUGGAGGACGCGCUGGACGCCUUCUGUCAGAUCGGACACCAGCCCCUCAUCAUUUUGGCUCUGCUGGGCAACACGGUCAGCAUCGCCUUCUUCAACUUCGCCGGCAUCAGCGUCACCAAAGAGAUCAGCGCCACCACCCGCAUGGUGCUGGACAGCCUGCGCACGCUGGUCAUCUGGGUGGUGAGCCUGGCGCUGGGCUGGGAGCACUUUCAGGGCCUUCAGGUCCUGGGCUUCUUGGUCCUGCUGCUCGGCACAGGCCUCUACAACGGACUGCACCGACCCCUGCUGGCCAGGAUACCGUGCUGCGCUCGCUUUUCGAACGUGGCUGAGGAGAGCAGCCCAGGAGAAAGAGAGAGACUGGUGAACGACGGCAGAUUGGAGGAUGGUGACGAGAGCUAAACACUUGUUUAUGGUCGACACGCUCAGCACAGCGGACCGGACGCUCUCUCUAAAGACACUGCACCUUUCAUGAACACUGUCAGGUAAAUCUUUUUUUUAACGGGUUUCUUUUCACACCUCAGAAUUCAACUGACUUCACACAAUGCUGUAAUAUAUCAGAGUCUGGAAACCUUUAAAAAAACAUUCAACCUUUUGGGGAAAUGCACUUAUUCUCUUGUCGAGUGUUAAAUGAGAGGAUUCAUAACCGCUCUCAUAAUGUUGGUUGAAUAUGAGCCUGCAACAAAAAGACAUGGUUAGCUUAGCAUAGCUUAUUUUAGCACAAAGAGUGGAAACAGCUAGCCCGGCUCUGUCCAGGUACAGGUAGACAGAUUUCAAUUACUUUGGACAAGAGAUGCUGGUUGUCUCCUUCUGUAUCCAGUAGUCAUGCUAAGCUAAGCUAACACCACCUUCAUACAGACAUAAAAGAGUGUCAUCAGCUAAGUCAGAAAAUAAGUGUAUUUCCCUAAAUGCCAUGUAGACGAUAGAGAGGGUCGUCUGAACAAGCUUUUUUAUCAUGAUAUGUGUUUUUUGCUCUUUAAGAAACAAUAAUUUUAAAAGAUAAUUUAAAGCCAGUGUGCUCCCUUUGUUUUUAUUUUUAUUUUUUUAAAAUCUUGAACUGACUGAUUGUUAUGUGUUUUUAUAGCUAAGUCACUAAAGCACAUGUUUAUAAAAAUUACUGACAGAGGACAAUUCAAUUAUGACCAUUCAGACGUUUUAUGCUGAUUUCAGUCUUGUUGUUUCUGAUGUCGACUCAUUAUCUGAUCAGAUGGUCCAGAAUUUUAGAUGUUUUGUGAUCUGUGAUGAGAAUUUUUCCUUUUAAUGUUGCUGACCGUGCAGUAUAAGUGUGCAAAAAAAAAUGUCACUGCCAUUUCACUGCAGCAGCACGACUUUUAAAUCUCAGUUCAGCCGAUACAGAAUAUAAGAAAAGAACUGUCUGUGUAUUUGCUCGGUGACCCCUCGACACAGGAUCUGCACUUGUUAUUGUAAAUCCUGCUUCUCUCUUCAGUUGUCUGAGGCAUUGGCUGUAAUGUUCAAUAAGAAAAAAAGGGAAUUAAAUCACAUUUUGAAUGGGA
This is a messenger RNA of Paralichthys olivaceus (Japanese flounder), 2431 nucleotides long. It is a transcript of the gene slc35f6, whose product is annotated as solute carrier family 35 member F6. Gene Ontology annotation, biological process: transmembrane transport. NCBI's taxonomy places the organism in Eukaryota, Metazoa, Chordata, Actinopteri, Pleuronectiformes, Paralichthyidae. Gene Ontology annotation, cellular component: membrane; intracellular membrane-bounded organelle. Gene Ontology annotation, molecular function: transmembrane transporter activity. The record is from RefSeq and is a predicted model, not a curated record.